This is a messenger RNA of Nanorana parkeri, 2453 nucleotides long. RefSeq names its product DnaJ heat shock protein family (Hsp40) member C16 (gene DNAJC16). The record is from RefSeq and is a predicted model, not a curated record. The transcript is spliced from 13 exons. NCBI's taxonomy places the organism in Eukaryota, Metazoa, Chordata, Amphibia, Anura, Dicroglossidae.
UGGGGGGUCCAUCUUCCGGUUCCGUGUGUGUGUGUGAGGAUCGCGGCAGGCCGGAGAUGGGGCGGUGAGCGGAGGGGACACAGGAGGACACCGAGAGCCGCACCGGGGAGGUAUUAGUGAGACGACGUGAGAUAUGGGCCACAGGAAAUUGCGCCUUCUCUUGCGGCUCCUGGUAUUCUUCAUCCUCGCCCUGAUGAUCUUAUCGGCCGCCGAUUUCGAUCCGUACCGGAUACUGGGCGUGAGCCGGACCGCCAGUCAAGCCGACAUUAAAAAGGCGUACAAGAAGCUGGCCCGGGAAUGGCAUCCAGAUAAGAACAAGAACCCGGGUGCAGAGGACAAAUUCAUCCAAGUCAGCAAAGCUUAUGAGAUUCUGUCCAACGAGGAGAAGAGAACGAACUACGACCGCUAUGGAGACUUGGGAGAAAAUCAGGGGUACGCCCAGCAGCAGCACCACCACCAUUUCCGACACUUCCACGACAGCUUCUACUUUGACGAGUCCUUCUUCCAUUUCCCCUUCAACUCUGAGCGACGAGACUCCUCCGACGAGAAGUAUCUCCUCCAGUUCUCCCACUACAUCAACGAUGUGGUCCCAGACAGCUUCCGCAAACCCUACCUCAUCAAGAUCACCUCCGACUGGUGCUUCAGCUGCAUCCACAUCGAACCCGUAUGGAAGGAGGUGGUGCAGGAGCUGGAGGGGCUGGGUGUAGGAAUAGGAGUGGUGCAUGCUGGGUACGAGAGGCGGCUCGCCCACCACCUUGGCGCACAUAGCACGCCGUCCAUCCUGGGCGUCAUCAACGGGAAGAUCUCGUUCUUCCAUAAUGCCGUGCUGAGGGAGAACCUGCGUCACUUUGUGGAAAGUCUCCUCCCGGGGAAUCUGGUGGACAAGAUAACCGAUAAAAACUACGUCCGCUUCCUCUCCAACUGGAAACAGGAGAAUAAGCCCCACGUGCUGCUGUUUGAUCAGAUGCCCCCGGUGCCCCUCAUCUACAAGCUCACCGCGUUUGCCUAUAAAGAUUACCUGUCAUUUGGCUACGUGGACCUCGGCCAGAGAGAGACGGACCAGAUGAGCAGCCAAUACAAUAUCAACAUGUACGCCCCGACCAUGCUGGUCUUCAAGGAGCACAUCCACAAGCCGGCCGAUGUGGUGCAGGCGCGAGGAAUGAAGAAACAGGUCAUCGAUGACUUCAUCUCCACCAACAAGUUCCUCCUAGCGGCCCGGCUGACCAAUCAGAAGCUGUUUCAGGAGCUGUGCCCCGUGCGGAAGUCUCACCGGCAGCGCAAGUACUGUGUCGUUCUGUUAACGGGAGAGGGCGAGCCGUUCCGGAAAACCUACGAGUCCUUCCUGACCUUCGCCUCCGCCAACACCAAGGACACGGUCCGGUUCGUCUACGUCUACAAGGAGCGGCAGAGGGAGCUGGCCAGCAUGCUUCUGGGCGAGGACAUUCACCCGGCAGACUCCUCGGUUUCCAUACUGGAGCGGAGGAAUUCGGCCGGCAGAGUCGUCUAUAAGACUCUGGCUCACAUCUGGAGUGGGAGCGAGGACAACAAGUUCUCUCUGCUGGACUUCCUGGGAGAAAUGCCCAGGGAUCUGAUUUAAAGCUUGGCGUCGACUUGUGAUAAUAUUCAUGAUACAAAUGUAACUCUUCUCCUCUCCGUGUCUCUUCCAUUUCCUCUCUCUUGUCCCCGGUCUCUGUGCAGGAGGGAGAUGAUGCCACUUUUAUCGCUGAUUUUCUCUGCCCUCUUCAUCCUGUUCGGGACGGUCAUUGUUCAGGCGUUCAGCGAUAUUCACCGAGCGGCAGAAACGUGUGUGAGCGAUAUUCACCGAGCGGCAGAGACCUGUAAUCCCCUUCUCUCCUGCGGCAGAGUUCCCCGGAAAGGUUUUGUGGAGGUGACGGAGUUGACGGAUGUGAAUUAUAUGAGUAACCUGGUGAAGCUGCGUCCCGGUCACCUGAACGUGGUCCUCCUCCUCUCGCACUCCACCAAGGCCAGCCUGCUGCAGAAGUUCGCCCAGGAAGUCUACAUGUUCACCGGGAGCAGCUCCCUCCACUUCUCCUUCCUGAACCUGGAAAAGCACCGGGAAUGGCUGGAAUACCUCCUGGAGUUCGCCCAGGACCCCGCCUCCAUCGCCUACCAGUACGACGAGCACUUCCUGGAGCGCGACUACACCGGCUACGUGCUGGCCCUGAACGGCCACAAGAAAUACUUCUGCCUCUUCAAAGCGCAGUCCGCGCUGGAGGACGAGAAGCUGCUGGACGAGGCCGAGCACUGCCCACCCGGCGGCGACACGCUCCGCAAGAUCUCCCCGGGCUCCGGCUCCGGCCACAUCAAAAGGAAGCUAAACAAGCUGUCGUUGUGGAUGGAGCGGCUGCUGGAGGGCUCGUUGCAAAGGUUUUAUAUCCCCUCUUGGCCCUCGCUUGACUGACAUACACCACGGGGGGCAGGGGGGGGGAGGA